AGGGACAGUCUACCCAAAUACUUUGAUGAAUGUCGUUCAUCUGUUGAACACACAGGAAGAUAUUCUGAAGAAUGUUCCAAAAUCGUAGCCAUCAACUACCAUAGUAGGAACAAAAAUUGCUAUAGAAGUGGAUGCUUAUUUAUUUUUUUUCCAUAUCUUCAUUUGUGUUCAAAAAUAAAAAGAAACACAGUUUUAGAUUUAGAAUAUUUAGAAGAUCUAGAACAUUUAGAAGAUCUAGAAUGUUUAGCAGAUUUAGAAUGUUUAGAAGAUCUAGAACCUUUAGAAGAUCUAGAAAGUUCACCAGAUCUAGAAUGUUUAGAAGAUCUAGAACGUUCAAAAAAUCUAGAACAUUUAGAAGAUCUAGAACAUUUAAAAGACCAAGAACGUUUAGAAGAUCUAGAAUGUUAGGCAGAUUUAGAACGUUCAGAAGAUCUAGAACAUUUAAAAGAUCUAGAAUCUUUAGAAGAUCUAGAACGUUCAUCAGAUUUAGAAUGUUCAGAAGAUCUACCACCUUUAGAUGAUAUAGACCAUUCAGCAGAUCUAGAACGUUUAGAAGAUCUAAAACAGGGGUGUCCAAACUCGGUCCUGGAGGGCCGGUGUCCUAGAGAGUUUAGCUCCAACCCUAAUCAAACCCUGAACACCUGAAGCAGCUAAUCAAGCUCUUACUAGAUAUACUAGAAAUUGCUGGCAGCUGUGUUGAAGCAAGUUGGAGCUAAACUCAGCAGGACACCGGCCCUCCAGGACCGAGUUUGGACACCCCUGAUCUAGAACCUCUAGACGAAUUAGAACAUUCAGCAGAUUUAGAAUGUCAAAAGAUAUAGAAGUUCUAUAACAUUUAGAAGAUUUAUAACAUUUAGAAGAUUUAGCGGGUUUAGAAUGUUUGGAAGAUGUUUAAAAGAUCUAGAACGUUCAGCAGAUUUAGAAUGUUUAGAAGAUCUAGAACGCUCCAAAGAUCUGAGAACGUUGGAAAGAUCUAGAAAGUUUGGAAGAUCUAAAACACUCAGCAGGUUUAGAAGAUUCAGAAGAUCUAGAAUACUCAGAAAACUUAGAAGAUUCAGAAGAUUUAGAUCAUUUGAAGGAUCUAAAACCCUCAGCAGGUUUAAAACGUUCAGAAGAUCCAGAAGAUUCAGUAGAUCUAAAAUGCUCAGAAGAUAUAGAACGUUUAGAAGAUCUAGAAUGUUCAGAAGGUCGAGAACGCU
Messenger RNA from Danio rerio (zebrafish), 1199 nucleotides. The record is from RefSeq and is a predicted model, not a curated record. Lineage: Eukaryota; Metazoa; Chordata; Actinopteri; Cypriniformes; Danionidae.